This is a messenger RNA of Cyprinus carpio (common carp), 594 nucleotides long. RefSeq names its product B-cell receptor CD22-like. Lineage: Eukaryota; Metazoa; Chordata; Actinopteri; Cypriniformes; Cyprinidae. The coding region runs from base 1 to 594 and encodes 197 amino acids. The record is from RefSeq and is a predicted model, not a curated record. The transcript is spliced from 3 exons.
AUGGACGGGGAUUCCGGAGCUCAGCUGGACGUCACAGACCUGCAGGUGGAGACACAGCAGAGUGUGAAAGAGAGAGAAUCAGUCACUCUGACAUGUAACAGCAGCUGCUCUCUGCCUCAAAAAACAACAUUCAUCUGGUUCAGAAACACACAGAGAUUAAAUACAAGAACCGUGAAAGAGAAUCAGCUUCAGCUGCAGUCAGUCAGUCGUCAUGAUGCAGGAAACUAUCAGUGUGCUGUUUCAGGAUAUGAACGUCUGAUCUCUCCACCUGUUUAUCUUAAUAUUGAAUAUCCUCCACAGAGCGUCUCAGUGUCCAUCAGUCCAUCUGGUGUAAUAGUGGAGGGAGAUUCAGUGACUCUGAGCUGCAGCAGUGAUUCAAACCCUCCUGCUCUGAUCUUCAGCUGGUUUAAGGAGAAUCAAAGCUCAGCUGUUGGAUCUGGACAGAGUUUCAGCAUCUCCAGCUUUAACUCCAGUCACAGUGGAAACUACUAUUGUGAGGCUCAGAAUAAACAUGGAUCUCAGAGAUCAGAGUCUGUUUCAGUCACUGUUAAAGGUAUUUUCUGUAAACACUCUUUCAGUUUUAUCUGUCUCUAG